Molecule: messenger RNA, 2655 nt
Organism: Suillus paluster
Lineage: Eukaryota; Fungi; Basidiomycota; Agaricomycetes; Boletales; Suillaceae
Exons: 3
Coding region: 32-2350 (772 amino acids)
Molecular function (GO): protein binding
Source: RefSeq, a predicted model, not a curated record
CUUCAUUUCUUCGUCCUUUCACAGCUUACGGAUGCUGCGCCAUGCUACCACAAAAUCGAGGCGAACUACCGCCGUGCUUGAUUUCCUUGCCCCGACUGCGUUCGGAUACCGUCUCGGUAGCUCCAAGGUGCAACCACAACGUUCAGUGACGAAACCUUCCACCAGACACAACACGGAGAAACUCGCAGAAUUCCCAGUUUCCGUACGCACGCAAAGCCCAGCAAUUCUUUGUCAGAGCAUCAAGCAACGUAUCAGCUUAUUGAGCCAACCAGGCGUUGCUGCUGUAUCUGACCCAGAUAUAAACUUCUUCGACGAAAAGGUUGUCGAGCUUCGCCUCUCUCUGAAGGCUGGUGACAUCGCGCGAGUGGGAGAGCUAUGGUCGCAGUUGGAAGAUAGGAAGUUGCUGCGACUCCUAGGUCGAGAGCUGCGUGGCUUUUCCGAGCGCGCUGCUCGGCUGUGCCCUACGGACAGCACUGAGGCUUGGGACGCAGACGGGAGGAGCGUCAUCGAGGACAUAGCGGUUGCUGCUGCUUGUGAGGGUGCAGUCAAUGCCCUCACGGCUUGUAUGAUCACACAUAUCAAGAGAGGCGACUCGCAGGCAGCCCUUGACCUAUACAGACGUUUUCUGGCCCACUCCAGCAACCAGUCCGCGUCUGAGCCUCUACCGUCCACACUAGGAGAAGAUGUUGAUGACGCGAAUGGGCUAGCUCUCAAUAUUCUAGGCGAUCAGCUAUCCCACCAACCCAGUUUUUCACUCGUCCUUGCGGCAAUAGCUGCACACGCACUCGAAGAUUCAUUCGAGGGCGCACUGAAGAUAAUGCUCGAAAAUCCUGUCCGCGUAAAUCAGUCCACCCAGAAGGAGUUCAUGGCUUCUUUCGAUGACAUCUCGUUCCGGGAAAAAGUGCAAAGUUAUGUCCGUCGCCUCGACAUCGCAAGACUCAUCUCUCGUCACCACUCACUCAGCACUCAUAUCACAAAUCUCGCGGGCAAUCAAGAUCUUUCACGGAUCGAGAAGUUAUACCGCGCUAUCAUCGACGGUUUGUAUGGUUCAGAGCCAUAUCUCGCUGCCCAUGAUUCCCAGAAGUCCAGCCAGAAACCUGUCGUGGUCCAAGAGAUCAAUUGGGCAGCAUUCUUAACGGGGUUCUUGCGGUGCCACCGUCGGGAUCUGGCGGAGAAGCUUUGGCAUGACAUGGUUAAACAUGGCAUCCAGCCUGGUGUCAUCACUUGGACAGCGCUCUUGGAUGGGUUUGAUAGCAUGGGGGAAGCUGAUGCCGCUUCCACCAGUUGGGAUAACAUGAUUUCCCAAGGCAUUCGACCAGGGAUUUUGACAUAUCGUGCUGUCAUUUCGACAUUGUUCAAUGCUCGGAAGCCAGAUGACGCUAUCGAGAAAUUUGCGGAAUUCAAGCAAGGGCUGGCCAAUGGUUCAUUGCCAGACACUGAGGACGCACUGUCCGUGUACAAUACAGUGCUGCACGGUCUUCUCAAUAACGGACGGCCGGGUGACGCCGAUGCGUUGCUGCAGAACCUACGGCAGAAGGGCCCAAAGCCCGACAUCGUUUCCUACAAUACCUUCCUGCGACACCAUGGUCGCAGAGGUGAAUUUCGUGCGGUCUCGGUGUUGCUUGAAUGUCUCCGAGAAGAUGGGCUGACUGGCGAUGCAUUCACGUUCUCUUCCGUGCUUUCUGCUCUUCUUAAAGUUGGGCGUACCGACGCCACGGACCUGGUACUGAGUUUGAUGAAGAAGCAAAAUGUGGAGCCCAACGUCGCUGUAUUCAGCGCAAUCAUAGACCAACAGCUCCGGGAACCCUCGGAGCAAGGUCUCAGGACAGCAAUGGAGCUGCUUCAGAAGAUGGAGACGAAUCCGGAUGCCCAACCCAAUGACGUGACAUACACAGGUGUGCUUGCAUCCUUGCACCGCCGGGUAUGGCCCGACACCGCUCUAGCCGAGGAGUGCAAGAGAUACGUCCUGAAAAGGAUGAAGGAGCGGAAUAUCCGAUCCAAUCGGGUGACCUACCACAUAUUGAUCAAAGCGUGUUUGGAGAACCCAGAAGCGGAAGGAUUGCGAGGGGCAUUGGGUUACUACAGGGAGAUGGCAAACCGGAAGGUCCCAAUGAAUUAUGAUACAUGGUAUAUCCUACUACAUGGGCUGAUUUCGAGGGAGGAAUGGGCGGUUGCAGACGAGAUGGUAGAAGACCUCCUGAGGUACAUCAAACCGGCUGGGGCAUUGGAGAGCUUGGUUGGUAGAAUUCAACGACGGACAGCUAUAUGCCUUGCUCAUCGCGAGAAGAAGGACCAUGCUAAAGGUUUCUCGCCCAUGAAAAACGACUUGCCGAGACCGAUACGCGUGUAGCGAUCGUACAACCAAUAACUACAUCUCCUGCCAAAGUACUUGCCUACCCAUGGCAGUAGUAAUACGAGUGCGAGCUGCUGAAGCUCUUCUAAACUCUCGUUCCACUCUUUCUGGGCUAAACGGUAGUCUUCAUCAGAGUCAUAUGACAAGUCAGAUGAGGAGUCUAGAGAAGGGUCCGAGCGCGGCAUAUGGCAAAUGUGCAGCCUUUAGUCUGGCUGAGGAGUACUAGUUCGGUUCUUGUAGUAGGUGUCAGUAAGUAGUCUAACAGAAUAGUCUCCAAAUGAAGUAGUUCAGUGUUUGCCAAC